This is a messenger RNA of Xyrauchen texanus (razorback sucker), 9070 nucleotides long. RefSeq names its product ankyrin 1, erythrocytic b (gene ank1b). The record is from RefSeq and is a predicted model, not a curated record. The transcript has 43 exons. Gene Ontology annotation, molecular function: protein binding. Bases 131 to 5935 code for a protein of 1934 amino acids. NCBI's taxonomy places the organism in Eukaryota, Metazoa, Chordata, Actinopteri, Cypriniformes, Catostomidae. Gene Ontology annotation, biological process: signal transduction.
CCUAGAGCAGUGCAGGGCGCUCACUCCUCACAGGCGCGCAUAGCGCCACUGCCUCUACCGCACUGGCCACCGCAGGGACAGGGACAGGCUCCAUCACAGGCACAGCACUGCUCAGAGCAGCAGCGGCACCAUGGCGCAAGCCGCUAAGCAGAUCCGCAAGAACAAGGACCUACAGGAGCUCGCAGCCCAGGAGCUGCGAGAGAAAGAGGAGGAGAAGAUCAAGAAGAGGAACCGAUCGAGAGACCGCAGACGCAAGGCAGACACAACGACCAGUUUUCUUCGAGCUGCACGCUCAGGUAAUCUGGAAAAGGCUCUGGACCACAUCAAAAAUGGAAUAAACAUCAACAUAGCCAAUCAGAAUGGACUUAAUGGGUUGCACUUGGCUUCCAAAGAAGGCCAUGUUAAGAUGGUGCUUGAGCUGCUGCACAACGGCAUUGAUCUGGAGACUACUACAAAGAAAGGGAAUACCGCCCUUCAUAUUGCUGCUCUGGCCGGUCAAGAGAAAGUGGUCGCUGAACUGAUCAAUUAUGGUGCCAACGUCAAUGCGCAGUCUCAGAAAGGUUUUAGUCCCCUCUACAUGGCAGCACAGGAAAAUCACUUGGAAGUGGUGAAAUAUCUACUUGAACAUGGAGCCAGUCAGAGCCUUCCAACUGAGGAUGGUUUUACUCCUUUGGCAGUAGCACUUCAGCAGGGCCAUGAGAAUGUGGUUGCCCUUCUGAUAAACUAUGGCACUAAGGGAAAAGUGCGCCUUCCAGCCCUACACAUUGCAGCACGCAAUGAUGAUACACGCACUGCUGCUGUACUGCUGCAGAACGACCCCAAUCCAGAUGUCCUGAGCAAGACUGGCUUUACUCCCCUCCACAUUGCAGCCCAUUAUGAGAAUCUCAGUGUUGCACAGCUUUUGUUAAACAGAGGAGCCAAUGUGAACUUUACGCCUAAGAAUGGCAUUACUCCAUUGCAUAUCGCUUCCAGAAGAGGGAAUGUGAUUAUGGUGCGACUUCUAUUGGACAGAGGAGCUCAAAUAGAUGCCAAAACUAAGGAUGAGUUGACACCGCUGCAUUGUGCAGCCAGAAAUGGCCAUGUACGUGUCGUGGAGAUCCUGCUAGACCAGGGCGCUCCCCUUCAGGCCAAGACCAAGAACGGCCUGUCUCCCAUCCACAUGGCAGCGCAGGGCGAUCAUAUGGACUGUGUGAGACAGCUGCUGCAAUACAAUGCAGAGAUUGAUGACAUCACACUAGAUCACCUGACCCCACUGCAUGUGGCAGCACACUGUGGGCACCAUCGCAUGGUUAAAGUGCUGCUCGACAAGGGGGCAAAAGCGAAUGCCCGGGCUCUGAAUGGGUUCACCCCUUUGCACAUUGCCUGCAAGAAGAACCACAUGCGGUCCAUGGACCUUCUUCUCAAGCACUCAGCAUCUCUAGAGGCCGUGACUGAGUCUGGUCUAACCCCACUUCAUGUGGCUGCAUUCAUGGGGCAUCUGAACAUAGUGAAGAGUCUGCUUCAGAGAGGAGCUUCACCCAAUGCAUCUAAUGUGAAAGUGGAGACCCCAUUGCACAUGGCUGCCAGGGCAGGACACUGUGAGGUGGCUCAGUUCCUGCUACAGAACAAUGCGCAGGUGGAUGCUAAAGCAAAGGAUGAUCAGACACCCUUGCACUGUGCUUCUCGAAUGGGACAUAAGGAGUUGGUGAAGCUGCUCAUGGAGCAUAAGGCCAAUCCAGACUCGGCCACCACGGCAGGACAUACUCCAUUGCACAUCACUGCCCGUGAGGGACACGGCCAGACAACACGCAUUCUGCUUGAUGGGAAUGCACAGCAAACCAAAAUGACCAAGAAAGGAUUUACCCCUCUUCAUGUAGCAUGUAAAUAUGGUAAAGUGGAUGUGGCAGAGAUGCUUUUGGAAAGGGGGGCCAAUCCUAACGCAGCUGGAAAGAAUGGAUUGACCCCGCUGCAUGUGGCUGUCCAUCACAACAACCUUGAUGUAGUUAAGCUGCUGGUCAGCAAGGGCGGCUCUCCGCACAGCACUGCAAGAAAUGGCUACACUGCCCUGCAUAUCGCAGCGAAGCAGAACCAACUAGAGGUGGCAAGCAGCCUACUACAGUACGGAGCUAAUGCCAACUCAGAGUCACUGCAAGGCAUCACCCCACUUCACCUGGCCUCACAGGAGGGACAACCUGACAUGGUGGCUCUGCUCAUCUCCAAACAGGCCAAUGUUAACCUGGGCAACAAGAAUGGGCUGACACCUCUGCACCUGGUUGCUCAGGAAGGGCAUGUGGGCAUUGCAGACAUGCUUGUGAAGCAGGGUGCCUCAGUCUAUGCCGCCUCUAGGAUGGGCUACACACCCUUACAUGUGGCUUGUCACUAUGGCAACAUAAAGAUGGUGAAGUUCUUACUCCAGCAGCAAGCCCACGUUAACAGCACGACCAGAAUGGGUUAUACACCUUUACAUCAAGCUGCUCAGCAGGGUCAUACAGACAUUGUCACCCUGCUGUUGAAACAUGGAGCCCAACCCAAUGAAAUCACCACAAAUGGGACCUCACCUCUGGGGAUCGCUAAGCGGCUAGGCUACAUCUCUGUUAUUGAUGUGCUCAAACUGGUGACUGAAGAAUCAGUAUCUAUGAUCACAACUGAGAAGCAUCGCAUGAGUUUCCCAGAGACGGUGGAUGAAAUACUGGAUGUGUCAGAGGAUGAAGGAGUUGCUCAGCUAACAUUAGGCGAUGAACUUCUAGGGAUGGAUGGGGCUCGCUACUUGAAGCUGGAUGACUUGAAAGACCAGGAUGAUGAUUUUCUCUCCCCCAAGAAAACCCUGAGAGACUUUGAAAGUGGGAUGGGCACAACACCUUACUCGCCUGCAAUUCCCAGAAUACCAUGCGUGUCUCCUGAAACUGUCAUGCUAGACCAGCACACACCUGUCCCUUUGCCAAAGGAUUAUGACGAGGACUCUCUAAUCCCCAGUAGUCCAGCCACAGAGACCUCAGACAACGUUAGCCCAGUGGCCAGCCCCAUCCACACUGGGUUUCUGGUCAGCUUCAUGGUGGAUGCCAGAGGCGGGUCAAUGCGUGGCAGCAGACAUAAUGGCCUCCGUGUGAUCGUUCCACCACGUACCUGUACCGCCCCCACACGCAUCACCUGUCGUCUUGUUAAACCACAGAAACUCACCACCCCACCCCCUCUGGUGGAGGGAGAGGGGCUUGCGUCUCGUAUUAUCUCACUGGGGCCUUCCAGUAUGCAGUUCCUGGGGCCAGUGAUAGUGGAGAUCCCUCACUUUGCGUCUCUAAGCCGGGGCGAUCGGGAACUUGUAGUUCUGCGAAGUGAGAACGGCUCCGUCUGGAAAGAGCAUCGUAAUCGCUAUGCUGAUGAGGUGCUGGAGACCAUCCUUAAUGGCAUGGAUGAAGACCUUGAAAGUCAGGAGGAGCUGGAGAAGAAAAGAAUCCGCCGGAUCAUUUCCACAGACUUCCCUCUCUACUUUGCUGUUGUUUCACGUGUCCAGCAGGAGAGUGAUCUUAUUGGCCCAGAGGGAGGUCAGCUGAUGAGUAAGCUGGUGCCCCAGGUCCAGGCAAUUUUCCCUGAGACGGCCGUCACCAAGAGGGUUCGACUUGGUCUGCAGGCCCAACCAAUCCCAGAUCAGCUGCUGACUCGGCAAUUAGGAAACCAGGCCACAUUCAGCCCUGUUGUGACAGUAGAGCCUCGUCGACGAAAAUUCCACAGGCCAAUUGGGCUCCGUAUCCCUUUACCGCCAUCCUGGAGGGAGAGUUCGCGCGAUGCUGGUGAGGGAGACACCACAAGCCUGCGCCUCCUCUGCAGUGUUAUUGGUGGCACCGCUCCCGCUCAGUGGGAAGACAUCACUGGCACUACCAAACUCAUGUAUUCCCACAACUGUGCCAACUUCACCACCAAUGUGUCUGCAAGGUUCUGGUUGGCAGACUGUCCACGAACGGCGGAGGCUGUGACCUUUGCCAACCUGCUGUACCAUGAGCUGAUGUCAGUGCCAUACAUGGCCAAAUUUGUGGUAUUUGCAAAGAUGAACGAUGCCAGAGAGGGCCGUCUGCGCUGUUACUGCAUGACUGACGACAAAAUAGACAAAACCCUCGAGUUGCACGAGAACUUCACAGAGGUGGCACGUAGCAGGGAUAUAGAGGUGAUGGAGGGGAUGCCACUGCACUUAGAAUGUUCCGGAAACCUGGUGCCAGUGAGAAAAGCCACCCAGCAGCCUCGUAGCUUCAGUUUCCAGGCCUUCAGAGACAACCGGCUACCAGUCUCUGUUAAGGUGAGAGAUGGCAAUAAGGAAGCCACUGGGUUCCUGUCCUUCCUGCGCAAAUCCACCAAAUACGAGGACGUGCAGCAUGUGCUGUGUAACCUCAACAUCACCAUGCCGGCCUGUGUCAAGGUGGGGGGUAGUGACGAACGUCGGAGAACAUUGACACCUCUCGCCCUUAGGGAGAGGUACAGCACCCUGAAUGAGUCUGGCCUAGCCACAGUAAAUGCCAUGGAGAGAACCGAGCUUAAGAUCGCAUUCAUAUCAGAACAGCUUGGACUGAGCUGGACUGAGCUGGCAAGGGAGCUGCAGUUUAGCAUGGAUGACAUAAACCGGAUCAGAGUAGAGAACCCAAACUCCCUUCUGGACCAGAGUUCAGCUCUGCUCAACCUUUGGGUCAGUAGAGAAGGAAAGAAGGCCAAGAUGGAGAGCUUGCAUGGAGCUUUAAAGAACAUUGAUCGGUCAGACAUUAUGAAGUCUUUGGAAGCCCAGGCUCCUCAGGCAGUUCCUGGGGUGGUGGAGGAAGGAGCCUGCAGACUGGCUGAUUGCGACUCCAGCCUGCUUUCCCCUAGUGUCAUCAACGGUUAUGGGCUGGUGCAGGAGGAGCUGCUCUCCCCCGCUUCUAUGCAGUAUAGCCUGCCCUCCCCACUGGGUGUUGAGCCCUACUGGCAGGAGGUGUCCAGCAUGGAGUGUGCCCCCAUUGCCACCACCGAGGAGGACACUAUGAUGGAGAUGUCAGAUGUGCAGGUGUGGCCAGCAGGGGUCAGUCCAUCCCUGGUAACUGUUGAGGACUCGUCCCUUGACUGUAGCAGCCGUGCAGAUGACUCUGAGGGUAACACGUUGAGCCUGCCCUGCAGUAGCUUGGGUAGACCCAGCAGUGGAGCCAGCGGGGCCAGUGGCUCUAUCAUGGAACUGGAGGAGGAGGAGGAAGAAGAGGAGGUUGAUGAAGAUGACAUACAGCAUGAGCCGGUGUCCAGGAUUGUAGAAAAAGCGUGGGCCAGUGGCGCUGUCCCAAAGGCCAACUACAAUGGGCAGGCUGGAGGUCAGAGGUCGGAGGGCAAGAGGACAGAGGUGGUGGCAGGUGGCAGUAUGACUGGUAUAGCUAGAGGAGGAGGAAAGGGUGGAAAAGGGGCAAGUUCAGAGGAAACGUUUUCUGUUCUUACAGGGCAACAGAUAUACGCCCAGUUGUGUGAGAGAACGGGACUGACUCGAGCACUAGAACACAAUGGAGACAGGCUUGGUGGUGGUGCUUUCCAGCCUUUCUCCCAGGAGAAAGAAGGCUUCGCUGACUCCCUCCACAGCUGGUCCCAACCCAAAGCAAGACAGACCAUGGAGGUCAUGAUGUCAUCAUCCCAGGACCACAAUCAGUCACGUGUAGCACAGGAGGCCCUGCUUACACCGGUAUGUGAUACAGGCCAUUCGGAGGUCCUGCGUGGGCGUCUGCUGGGCACUCAGCCCUUUGAGAAAGGGCUGGGCUUCUCCCAUCAGGAGGGGGAAUUACGGGCAUGGGACAAGGACAGACGGAAGGCACAGAAAGAUGAUCCUAUAGACCUCACUGGUGAUCAUCUACAUGAAGAGCAGUUUACCGAUGAGCAUGGGAAUGUUGUAAGCAAGUUGGGUGUGGAUGCGAAGAGGGAUGUUCAGGCUGUGAAGCACUCCAGUCUUCGGAGAGUAAAGCACUGAAACUCUUACUGUCCUGAAGAGUCGGACAUCCACUGCCAAACCAUCCUUCACCUGCACAUGACCGGGACAGGACGAGACAUGGAGGGAUAAGAAAAAAGAAAAAAAAAAACAACGGGAGGGAAAACAUGUAGUGAAAACUCCACAUCCCACCCAAAAAAAGUCAAGCAUCCAUGGACCAUCACUGGAACAAAAAAGAAUUCAAGUUCCACCUGUAGUUUUGUAACAUUUUUAACAGAAAAAAAAUAUACAACUGUAGCUUAGGGCAUGAACUUUUUUUACAAAAUGUGAAGAAAACAACCAAAAAAAGCAACAAAAAGUGCUUCCUGUAAACUGUAAACGCAUGACUGACUGAUGGUGCAUGACCUAUGAGCUGUCAUUAUCUAAAAAAACUGAAGGGGUACAAGGUAAAGGGCCGUCCCAGGACUGGGUGCGGGCAGAAAACACAAGGAUCUCUUAUCUUGAAACAAGAGAGACUCUUGAAAGAGAGUCUCCGGAAUACAACAGCCCUAAAAAAGCAACAGUUUUUUAUUUUGUCAAACAGAUUGUCAUAACACAGCAGCAUAGUUGAUGCUAAGCCCCUCCCUUCAUUUACACAGACCCUUUAUCCUCUUAUUCUAUGUAAUAUAUGCACUCUAUGCUUCGUGAAUGUGCGUUGUGUGUGUGUGUGUCGGUAUCUAACGCAUGUGUAAUCGCUUCUGGCUUGGGACUGAGCUUUUUUCUUCAUCGGUCAGAGCUCAUUCAGUGUUUGCCAUGGGAAUGAGAAGAAGCCACUGUGCUCUCCUGCUAGUGAGUGUCUGUGUGUUUAUUUCCAGGCUUUGUGAAAUGUAUUUGUGUUCCUUUGAACUGUCUGCCACCUUUUGCUUUUGUCUAAUUUUGUUUGAAUUUAAAGAGCCCCUCUCUUCAAAUUAGUAUUAACAUUUGAUCAACUUGAAGGUGGUGUCGCUCUAUGUAUGCACAACUCUCCCAAAUCCUUGACAACCUAUGGAGGACACAUGCUUUCUCUGUCUUAUAAAAAUUGACCAUCCAUUCAUCCACAUUUGUAGCUUGGCUGCGUUUUAGGAAAUCGCUAAGUCGGAACGAUUUCAGAGACUAAUGUAGCAUUGCAUGCUGGUUAACACUGCUUCUCUUGGGCCUGCACAUGGCCUGGAAGUUCUUAUUUAUUUUGUAUUAUUAAUCAAGCUGUGCUGGUGAAAUCAGAUUGUAGCUGUGAAAUGUUUGGGCUUGGAGACUGUAUUAUCUCUAAGUAACUGCCUUUGUAAUGUUUGGGAUUUAAGACAGAGUUAUGUGAAUUAGAAGCGUUUUAAACUUCGAUGCUCUUCGAUUAUACCUUUUCUUUUGCAUUUAGAUGUACAGUGAAAAUAGACAGAUAGAUAUACAGACAGCACUGUGACAGUCAACCUUAAAAUUGACCCCUGAACUGUGAACUCACAACUGUCUGUCUCAAUUUUUGGCUUCAAAUGUCUUACUUAUACCAACAGUGUUAUACACAACCUGUUCAACUAUGGGAAGCUUAAAAGUACUUUAAAUGCAAGUACAUGCAACCAAUGCCCUAUUUGCAUUGUUCACAUGUAUGUUUUCAUAGUCACCUUUAUUAUUAUUUAUUUUAUUAUGAAAGAGCCCAAACAUACACAAACUCUUAAAGUAUAGUCUACCAAAGCAAUAAUAUCACACGUGCUGACGUGGGAUACUGCGUUCUUGUGUGUGUGUUUGUUUGUGUGUGUGCGUGUGCGUGUGCGCGCGCAUGGGUGUGUGCAUGUGUGCGCGUGUCUAUGAGCGCUUGUGUGUUCAGUGUAUUCUGUAUUUACCCAACAUUUUAGUAGCAUUUGUAUGAUAUACAGUUAUAUGUCAGCAUUCAUGAGUAUCUCACAAAGGUCCCAGUAUGCAAUUAUGCGAUCUACGUACCAGCUCAAGUUCAUUGAGCGGGCGCUGCAUACCGAUGUGUGUACAAGGUAGCUGUGCUCAACUUUAAUGGGCAAGGCAUCGUUUCUAUGAAUGGCUAGAGUCAAUGGCAAGCAUAAUGUUGAAAAUCAGGGACAGUACUCAGCCUUUAAUCACAGCACAGUAGCUUACGUAAUCAUGAGCACACAGUGAUUUCGGGUCACACAUUCAUUUAGUUUAAGUUGAGGGAUGUGAAUGAAUGAAUGAAUUUGAACCUAUUCUCCAAACCCAGAAAACAGAAAACUAAACAUUUUAGGAAUGCAUGGAGAAUUGGACGAAUGACAAUGAUUGUACUUUGUAUUUAAAGAUCAUAAAUGAGAUCCUAUAGUUUUUAUUUAUCUGGGUUCAAUUUAAUGGUGUGCUUUUAUGAAAUUUCACACGUCCCAUCUCACUAGCAGUCAUCAAAACACUUCUGUCUCAUACUGUAUAUUAUGUUCUACUGUUCACUCAGGUUUGUGUUGACAAAUGAUUUCUCUUCCAUGUCAACUAUCAGGAGAAUAAGGAUUGUCAGUGAGUGGUGUUUGGAUGCUGGAAAGGGGUGUUGGUGACUUUAGCAUGCAGGACAUGGAUACUUGUUGAAUACCUUAUCGCUGAUGUAACGGUUGUCAAAGACCUAAAAUAUUUUCGUUUCUGAAAACAAAGGAAAAGGGAGAGAAUUUUUUUUAUUAUUAUUAUUUUUAAGAGAAGAAAAUAAUUUAACAUUGCAAUCAUUAUGUAUUAAAAAGAGUUUAUGUAAAAUGUUUAACUGUUGCAAAAAUCUAGACUCCACCUAUACUCCUUUAGAAUGGAUAAAUGACAAUAUUAACGCAAUAUCAUAUUACUAUGUACUAAGGAAUGCAACUGCGCACAUGCACAGAACAGAUGUUUUUAAUAAAGAAUAUAUGUAUAAAUAUAUGACAAAAUAUAUUUAAUUAGAAUGCUAUGCACCCGUAUUAGAGUCGUUAUGGAUGUACUUUAAGCAUCUUGGUUAGAAUCAAGUAAUACCAACAUGCCCAUAUCAUGGGGAAUGUAGAGGCUUUGUAGUUAUUUGAACAUGUUUUCAUUUCCUUUAAUUUUUUUUAUUGUAAUGGAAAAAGGAAAUACGAACAUUGAAUAUGUAUUUAAGCCUUUUAUUCGGACUCAUUCUGACAUGAUAUGUAUAGACCAUUUACCCUGCACACCAGCUCAGAUCAUUUACAAAAAUUAAUAAAGAAAGAU